AUGGCUUCUAUGAAAACCCUUGAACAGCUUCUUGUUAAGGAACUGAAGCGGGAGCUCCGCGAGCGUGGGCUGACGUUAGGCGGAAACAGAGAUGCCUUGGCAACACGUCUCCGGCAAGCCCUGCUGGAUGAAGAUGAGGACCCAGACACAUAUUUGUUCGAAUUAAAACCGGAUGUGGUGGAGCUCAUGAUUGCAAUGCAGGUACAGAUGAACUCGGGUCAGAAAAACAUCAAAGAAAAAGACAAAAUGGAUUCGGGAAUCAAAACCGAGUUGUUGACCAUGAAUCAGCGCAUACAAGGCAUGGAGGAGACAAUAAACCAAAGAAUAAACACCAUAGACGAGCAGAUGAAGCAAAGGGUUGACGCUGUGGAAAAGGCCAUUGAAUAA
Biomphalaria glabrata is the source of this 387-nucleotide messenger RNA. Its product is annotated as scaffold attachment factor B2-like. The coding region runs from base 1 to 387 and encodes 128 amino acids. The record is from RefSeq and is a predicted model, not a curated record. The transcript has a single exon. NCBI's taxonomy places the organism in Eukaryota, Metazoa, Mollusca, Gastropoda, Planorbidae.